AUGGGAUCAAGAACCUCAACAAAACCCAAAUUUUCUCUCUCCAUGAUCAACCUUGUGUGCUACAUCCUGACUGCCACCGCCGCCGCCGCCGCCUGCGACACUUGCACCACUUCUUCAUUUCCAUCAUCCCUAACACUACCGGAAAGUAACAGCGGCUCCGGCCAAGGUGGCCAGCCGCCGGAAAAGUGCCCAAUGGAUGCAGUGAAGCUAGGUGUAUGCGCCAAUCUACUUGGUGGGUUGGUCAAAGUUGUGAUCGGCCGAGACCCUCCGACGACCACCCCUUGCUGCAGUCUGUUGGCUGGGCUGGUUGACUUGGAGGCGGCGCUCUGCCUUUGCCUCGCCGUUAAAGCCAAUGUUCUCGGAAUUGUCAAUCUCAACGUCCCUCUUUCUCUCUCUCUUCUCCUUAAUGCUUGUGGAAGAACUCCACCAAUUGGCUUCACUUGCUCUUAA
This is a messenger RNA of Erythranthe guttata (spotted monkey flower), 450 nucleotides long. The record is from RefSeq and is a predicted model, not a curated record. Lineage: Eukaryota; Viridiplantae; Streptophyta; Magnoliopsida; Lamiales; Phrymaceae.